Molecule: messenger RNA, 1620 nt
Organism: Carya illinoinensis
Lineage: Eukaryota; Viridiplantae; Streptophyta; Magnoliopsida; Fagales; Juglandaceae
Exons: 1
Coding region: 609-1514 (301 amino acids)
Source: RefSeq, a predicted model, not a curated record
AAAUCCAGCAAAUACCCAGUAGUUGCCGUUUCUACGUUGUUGGCCAACUUGGCCUUUCUAGUUUCUGCUCUGUCUCUCCACCCAGCGCCACCAUCACCCCACACCCCACGCCCCCCACCCCCACCCCCCAAAACAUGUGACAGUGAUACAAACUCCCUCUUCCACCCCAGUUCCCCAGUUCUGUUGUUUCUUUAUUGCUCAAAUCUAAUUUUGUUUGGGUCAGUUCUGAGUUGUACUAGGCAGACUUUGCCAGUGAAGCAAAUCUAAGUCCUCUCUCUCUCUCUCUCUCUUCUCUCUCUCUCUCUCUCUCUCUCUCUCUCUCACACACACACACACACACACACACACACACACACACACACACACAUAUCCGGAAUGCGCUUCAAGAACCAGACAUGGGACACCUAGAUCAAGUUGAGGUGCUGAGAGGCUGAUCUUGAAGCAUUCGGAUGAUAGAUGCUUGGGUUCACCUUCUGUCGUUGAGGUAGAAGACCCCCUCCUCUUGCACUCUCUACAUUUUGUUAUUUAGCAGUGAAAUAUCAACUUUUUGCUUAGUAACAUCGUAGAAAAAUCAGAAAGAGAGUCUCUUAGUGCUUGAUUUUGUUAUCAUGAGGGAUUUUCCUUCCUGUUUCGGUGAAAAUGGGGUCCAAGUCGCUGAUUCAUCAUCUUCAAGUGCAGCCAAAGCGGCUCAAAAUGUGGUUACCUGUGUCUAUAGGUGUAAAUUGCCGGGUCGGUCUUGCUUGAUCACUAUUACAUGGACCAAGACUUUGAUGGGUCAAGGCCUUAGCGUUGGGAUUGAUGAUUUGGCCGAUCAAUGCCUUCGUAAGGUUGACAUAAAGCCCUGGUUGUUCUCUAAGCGAAAAGGGUCUAAGAAUUUAGAUGUGGAUUCUUGUACAAUCCAGAUUUACUGGGACUUGGCUAAUGCUAAAUUUGGUUCUGGGCCUGAACCAUUGGAGGGAUUCUAUUUAGCUCUUGUGUUUAACCAAGAAAUGGUUCUACUUCUUGGGGAUUUGAAAAAGGAGGCAUAUAAGAAGAUUGAGGUUGACCCUGUACUUCAUUCCAAUGCCAUUUGUAUUGCUAGGAGAGAGCACCUUUUCGGGAAGAGAUUUUAUGGUUCGAAGGCUCAGUUUUGCGAUAAGGGACAGAUGCACGAUGUCAGAAUUGAGUGUGACACCGUUGGGCUAAAUGACCCAUGCCUUGUGAUUCGGAUUGAUAGUAAAAUGGUGAUGCAGGUAAAGAGGCUGAAGUGGAAGUUCAGGGGCAAUCACACCAUUGUGGUGGAUGGCCUUCCGGUUGAAGUGUUUUGGGAUGUCCACAAUUGGCUCUUUGGUAAUGCUAUGGGCAAUGCUGUUUUCAUGUUCCAAACUUGCCUCUCUGCUGAGAAGUUGUGGGGUGCCAGUCACUGCACUUUUGACCCUUCUGUAUUAACUUGGUCGUGCCCUCAGCAAAUUAGUGAUUCCAAUUCACAAGGUCUUGUUUUCUCACUGGUUCUGUAUGCUUGGAAGCAUGAAUAGAAAGUUUUAUUUUCAUCUUUUUGAGUUUCAACAAAUACCUGUAGUUGUGGUUUUGAUAAUAGAAUGUGACUGAAAUACAGUAAAUGAAAUUACUAGUUUUUCUUUA